AGAAAAAUGAAAAAGUUAGCAACAUAAAUGGGUCCAAGGCCACAAACCUACCCCCACGCCCCAGUCUGGCACUCAGCGAGGAGUCAAUUCAAAUUACGAAUAGAUUAAUAGGGGGAGCCUGGAUUCCGAGGCCACCAACCUCCUCCUCCUCCUCACAGACCGUGUCCGACCAUCUUCUCUCUGUGAGACUGUGAACAUGGAGGCUCCGGGCAAACAAGACAUGGACAUAGUGCUGUUCCCUUUCAUGGCGCAAGGUCACAUAAUUCCUUUCCUCGCUCUAGCGCUUCAGUUGGAACGAAGCACAAACAAUACCAUCACCGUGGUCAACACCCCUUUCAACAUCCAAAAGCUGAGGGCCUCUCUCCCGCCACACUCCUCCCUCAACCUCCUCGAAAUCCCUUUCCAUGCCUCCGACCAUGGCCUCCCUCCCAACACCGAGAACACCGACGCUGUGCCUUACAGCCUCGUCAUUCGUCUCCUAGAGGCCUCCACUUCUCUGAGGCCCGCUUUCAAGCUCCUCCUCCAAAAUCUCUUGGACUCGCAACACCACCGACGGCCACUCUGUGUUAUAGCCGACAUAUUCUUUGGAUGGACUGCUGGUGUGGCCAAAGAGGUCGGUGCGUUCCACGUUAUCUUCAGCGCUUCUGGAGGACAUGGCAUGGCCUGUUACUAUUCUCUCUGGUUCCAUCUCCCUCGUCGGAACGGACAGUGCGAUGAGUUUUCACUGCCCGAUUUUCCAGAAGCCGGCCACAUACACAAAACACAGCUACCGACCAACAUAUCGGAGGCGGAUGGCAGCGAUGCGUGGUCAUUGUUCCAAAGGAAGAAUCUUUCGGGGUGGGCUGACUCAGACGGGAUCCUGUUCAACACACUGGAGGAGAUUGACUCAGGUGGACUGCACUACUUUACCAGAAAGCUCGGCCUGCCGGUGUGGGCGAUCGGGCCUGUGGUCUUAUCGACCGGGAGCGGAUCACGCGGCAAAGGAGGCGGUGUGAGGCCAGAGCUAUGCCGAGAGUGGCUGGACACAAAGCCAUGCAAUUCGGUAUUGUAUGUGUGUUUUGGGUCAAUGAACACGGUGUCGGCGGCACAGAUGAUGGAGCUGGGGAUGGCGUUGGAGCGGAGCGGAAGGAAUUUCAUAUGGGUAGUGAGGCCCCCGAUUGGGUACGACAUCAAUUCGGAAUUCAGAGCGGAGGAAUGGCUGCCACAGGGAUUCGUGGGGAGGAUCCGAGAGUCAGGGAGGGGGCUGAUAGCCAUUGGCUGGGCGCCCCAGCUGGAAAUACUCUCGCACAAAGCCGUGUCUGCAUUCUUGAGUCACUGCGGUUGGAACUCAGUUUUGGAAGCGCUGAGUCACGGGGUCCCCAUUCUGGGAUGGCCCAUGGCUGCCGAACAGUUCUUCAACUGCAAGUUUCUGGAGGAACAAGUGGGCGUUUGCACGGAGGUGGCCAGAGGCAAGAGCUGCGAGGUUCGGCAUCAAGACAUCGCCGCCAAGAUUGAUGCGGUGAUGGCUGAUCAGGGCAAAGGGACCCACAUGAGAACCCAAGCUCAUCGACUCAGAGACAUCAUAGCUAAUGCCUUCCGAGAUGAGGAUGCCUUUACGGGGUCUUCUAUCCGUGCCAUGCGUGAUUUCUUACACGCUGCGGCCACACUGAAUGAUCGUUGAAAACAGCAUAUACCCAUUUCAUGUAUGGACGCAUGCCCAUACCAUCCCCCCCCCCCCCCCCAAAAAGAAAAAAAGGGUAACCACAAACAUAAUCUGCUUUGCUGUUUCUGUGCUGUCCUUCGAUAUCAUCUCGUCAUGGAAACAAUCAAACACACUAAUAAACAAUCCACCAUCUAUGUUAUGGUUCAUUGACAUUACGAAAAAGAAAAAGAAAAUACAUUCCCAUAUAGCGUAGAACUUCAGAAAGCACAUAAUUUGCUCUGCUAUAUCUGUGUUUGUUCUUCGAUAUCAUUUCGUCAUGGAAACAAUCAACCACACCAAUAAGCACCCUAUCAUAUGUUAUGUUAUAGUUCA
Molecule: messenger RNA, 2014 nt
Organism: Neltuma alba
Lineage: Eukaryota; Viridiplantae; Streptophyta; Magnoliopsida; Fabales; Fabaceae
Product: UDP-glycosyltransferase 92A1-like
Exons: 1
Coding region: 197-1660 (487 amino acids)
Molecular function (GO): UDP-glucosyltransferase activity
Source: RefSeq, a predicted model, not a curated record